AGGUGAGGUUUUGUGUGAGUGGACUGCAUGUCACUGUGUCUAUGUUGCUUUCACACACACACACACACACACAGCCAUGUCUCUUAACACAACUCACUCACAUCGAAAAAGGACAUAGCUGCAGGCUCCUUGUGUUGGUUUUACAGCAAAUGGACGUUUAGAGUUUGGGUCUAAACACUCAGUCUUCAUACCGUACAGCUGCCGGUUUUUUGCCGUGAGUUUGGCUCUUUAUCACAACACGUUUAUUUUGAGUGACGCCCUGGAAUGGUGGUGUGGCGAUGAUUCACACAGACGUGAAGAUGGAACGAAAAGGGGUUGGAAAUAGAAGAGGAAGGGAAGAGAGAAGAGCGAAAAACCGAGCAACUAAUACAUUGUGAAAAGCAAAAUUGGACAGAGAGCUGGAGCCUGACCGAGGGACAAGAGAGAGAGAGAGAGACCGAGAGUUGGGACGAGGGAGACAUUGGGAGGGCGGGAAAGAGAGAGAGGGAGGAGGGAGAGGGGAGCCAGUCCUCUGACUGUGGUGUUCUGCGUGCUACAGACCCAGUGAACAGCUCUGGACAGGACACUACUGUGCUGGGAGUGGAGAGGCACUGUCAGUUUGUCAGUUUACUCAGUCUGUCAGUCAGUCAGACCGUCUGUCUGUCUGUCUGUGGGGAAGCCUGACUACCUCUUUUCCACCCCCUAAUGAUCAUCUGGUCCCCAGGAUUUGGAUUUCGUCUUUGGGCCCAGGGAGCUCCGCCGCUGCAAUCAUGAAGUCCUCAGAGUGUGUGUGAGAGUGGGCCUUAAAGAGCUCGUUCCUGUCUUGUUCGAGUUUGAGACUGUGAUGUGGAAUUUAAAGCAGAUAUCUCUGGAGACGUGCCAGCUUUGGGAUGACGAGGAACGAAAAGGGGAACGGAGCAAGGAACUAGACUGAAUUGGAUUUGAACUUUAGCAAUUUUUUGGGAGGGGGUCAGGGAUGAUCUUGGCCCUGAAGAGCUGCUUACCCAUAUUGGCUUCUGCUUUGAAUUGGUGUUUAACCUCCAUGGAUGUUCGGCUGACUGUGUGACUGGUCCAGGCAGUGUGUCCGUGGUGCCUUUGUCGCCUGCACGGUAUUCCGCACAACAGUGUUUGUGCGACGGCGCCAAGACUUCGUGCCCUCGUGUGCGUGGCCCAUGUGGGCAGCUGGUCGACCCAGUUCGGGUGAUCUCUGUGCCCCCAUGCCCGCGGCUAUGCCCCCGCACCCUGCUCUGCCAGCUGGGUCCAAGUGGUGCUUUCAAAAUCCCAUAGGGGUGGACUGCUGUGCCCCCGAGCCCCGCUGCAUCUGGCUGGCGGUGCUGCGUGGCGUUCCUGACCCCCUGCCUUCACCCCUGACCCCCACCAUGAGACCGGUCCCGGGGGUCGGAGGACAGAACCCCACCAGGCAGCGCUCUCACCAGCUCAGGCAGGCAAAGGGGCGUAGAGAUGGGCUUUCCUCGGCUGGUGACAACCCUCGGCCUGCCCUGGGAGGAGAGGGGAUUGGUGUGGGCUGGCAAGGUCCCCGGACGCUACUCCUCCAGAAGAACUCGCAGGGCUUUGGCUUCACAUUACGCCACUUCAUCGUCUACCCUCCAGAGUCCGCGCUGCACACCAGCCUCAAGGAUGAAGAGAACGGGAAUGGAAAGGGGUUACAGAGAAAUAGACUGGAGCCCAUGGACACCAUAUUUGUAAAGAAUGUGAGAGAGAAAGGCCCUGCCCACCAGGCCGGCCUGUGUACAGGGGAUCGGCUGGUGAAGGUUAAUGGAGAGAGUGUCCUAGGGAAAACCUACUCCCAGGUGAUUGCCCUCAUUCAGAACAGUGAGAGUGUACUGGAGCUCUCUAUAAUGCCAAAAGAUGAAGAUGUUCUGCAGCUGGUAAGUGCGUAUUCACAGGAUGCCUACCUGAGGGGCAACGCUCCUUACACAGGGGGAGCGCGGAACCUUCCGGUGCCCCCUCCCCUCAGCUACGCUCCCCGCGCCAAGUCCCAGCCUCCCGUCGGUGUGUCGUCCCAAAUGGGUCAGAAUCAGCUGGACAACUGGAGCCGCUGGGCGGAGUCCUCCAGCCCCUCAUCACCCCUGGACAACCGCUCCGUCGUGGGUAGUCCGCCCAGCUGGCAAGAGGGGCGGGGCAGAGAGCCGGGGGGUGUGGUCCACAGUAGCCCCACCCACAGGACAGAGGAGGCCCAGUACGGCAUGACCCGGCCACAGCCCGCGGGACAGACAAGGGGCAGGUCCUACUCCUCCUCCUCCUCGUCAGGAGGCCCCUUUGGCAGCCCUCUGCAUGUCCACCACCCCAACCACAACGCCGCCCCGCCCAGGCCCCGGACGGCCAGUCAGGCCUGGACCAACCCCCCACAGCCCAGACACAGCCGCAGCCAGCACUGCCAACAGGCUCUGUCCGACUGGUACCACAGUCAGGUGCCGGAGCCAAGGCAGGGUCGCAGUGGCACCAUACAGCACCGUCACCGCAGCUACUCCCAGGACCGUCUGGGCGAGACCGGCCCGGCGCGGCGCCACCGGACUCCGGGUGGCUGGCCCCACAGCGCCUCUCAGGACACCCUGCUGCCUUUGCAGCUGUCCGGCCCUGGAGCCCCCGGGGAGCCGUACUGGGCCUACGGGGAGAGCGAUGGGGCCCCGGGUCGCCCCCCCUCCUACGGCAGCAGAGCGCGGUCGGAGAACUUGCUGGUACAGUACGACCGCUUCGGACGCUCGCUGGAGUUGCUGGAGUCGCCCCGCUCUGAGAGGCGUGCCUGGGUGCAGCAGGCCCCGCAGCCGCCCCCCAGGACCGAGGCCUACCAGAGGCAGGGGAGCCAUUACGGGGGCGCGCCAGCCCCGCCCACGGGCCGGCACACACAGCCGCACCACCAGGCCCACCCGCACUCGGUGCCCCACAAACAGCCCCAGCCGCCGGCCGGUCAGAGCAGGCGUCUUCCCAGCGGACAGAGCCUGGACGACCAGCCGGUGGGCUACCGCAGCUACAGCCCCUCCUUUUACCGCAAGACGGGCCGGAUCAUGCAGCAGCCGUCCUUCAGGGACCCCUCCUACCUGGGCCCCCACCUCAGCUGGGCACCCACCCCCAAAACCAGCCCCCCAGAGGGGGUUGUCCCGUCGGCUGCUUCGCCCCCGGCCUCCGCCGCCUCGGAGCCCGCAGACCGCGGCUACCACCCCGCCGACCGUGACAUGGCGGCGGUGGAGGGGCACGUGGAGGUGGCAGCUCAGACCCAGGAGGUCAAACUGAGACAGAAACCCCCGACGGGGCGACGGAGUGUCCAUGCCAUGCGCCACCCGCCCUACAUGCUGCCCGUGGAUGCCACAGAAGCCCCGGACGACACCGCGGCCGCCCCUCGACCCUUGGGAGAGGGCGUCCCGAGACGGAUUAAUGGCAACCUAGCCCCUCUGUCCGUAGAGGACGACGCAAUGGCCUCCAUUCCCUUCAUAGAUGAGCCGACCAGCCCCAGUGCUGACCUGCGUGCCCGCCACGUGCCAGCCUCCUCCGUGGUGUCCAGCGGCAUGAGCUCGGCGCCCGCCAUCGGCACCAACCCCGCCUCUCCCACUUUCACCUUCCCCCACACCAGGCUCUUCUCACACGACUGCAGCCGUAAUAAAUCCAGUCGCCGUUCCUCCUAUUCUCUAGCCAUCACCUCGGAGCGCUCCAAGUCGUGUGACGAGGGCCUCAACACCUUCCGGGGCGACGAGGGACGCGUCUUCUCGAGGCUUCCACCGAGAGUGAGAAGUUUCUUUACCAACGGGUCUCUGGAGAGUAUCGGGGCAGCGGAGGAGGCGCGCUCCAAACGACACUCCACCUCGGACCUGGGCAGCAUCAGCUACAGUGACGUAUGGAGAGAAGGGUGGCUGCACUACAAACAGAUCCUCACGGAAAAGGGCAAGAAGGUGGGAAGCGGCAUGCGACCAUGGAGGCGGGUCUUCUCAGUGCUGCGCUCCCAUUCGCUCUUUCUCUAUAAGGACAAGCGUGAGGCAGUCCUCCGGGGCGCAACUCUGGGAGGCGACGCCGACGAAGAGCAGCCAAUCAGCAUCCGGGGCUGCCUAGUGGACAUAGCAUACAGCGAGACCAAGCGCAAGCACGCCCUACGGCUGACCACCCAGGACUUCUGUGAAUACCUGCUGCAGGCCGAGGACAGAGAGGACAUGCUGGACUGGAUCAAGGUCAUCCGGGAGAACAGCAAGACUGACAACGAGGAGCUGGGAUUCUCCAGACAGGCUCUGAUCAGUAAAAAGCUCAAUGACUACAGGAAACAGAGUCCACCAGGCAACAAGCCAGACUCCUCUCCCAAGGUGGCCCGGACCAAGCCUUCCUUCCUGCUGGCCAAGAUCGAGAGUGCUGCUGGUGCCCCGCGCCCACCAAAACCUGAGUGCAAAGAGGAGAGCAGCCCCCCUAAGUCCCCUUGGGGGAUUAAUAUCAUGAAGAAGGCCAAGAAGUCAGGGCCCAAGGCCUUUGGAGUCCGGCUAGAAGACUGUCAACCAGCUGCCAACAAUAAGUUCAUCCCUAUGAUCGUAGAGAUCUGCUGUGGUCUGGUGGAAGAGAUGGGUCUAGAGUACACUGGCAUCUACCGGGUCCCGGGGAACAACGCUGUGGUGUCCACCCUGCAGGAGCAGCUCAACAAGGGCUCAGACAUCAACCCUGCUGAGGAGAAAUGGCAAGAUCUGAAUGUUGUCAGCAGCUUGCUCAAGUCUUUCUUCAGGAAACUCCCAGAGCCCCUCUUUACUGACGAUAAGUACACCGACUUCAUUGACGCUAACCGGAUGGAGAACGCUGGGGAUCGGCUGAAGACUAUGAAGAAGCUGAUCCGUGACUUACCCGACCAUUACUACCACACUCUCAAGUUCCUGGUCGGCCAUCUGAAGACGGUAGCUGACCACUGCGAAAAAAACAAGAUGGAGCCGCGUAACCUGGCCCUUGUGUUUGGGCCCACGCUGGUGAGGACAUCCGAAGACAACAUGACAGACAUGGUGACCCACAUGCCUGACCGAUACAAGAUAGUUGAGACACUAAUACAGCACUACGUCUGGUUUUUCAGUGAGGACCUGGACAAGGAUGAGAAGACGCCAGUAGACACAGAGGAUCUGGGUCCGGCGCCCAACAUCGACCACCUGCUCUCCAACAUCGGCAGGACCACUCUGCUAGGGGAGGCCUCAGACUCAACCAACAGUGACUCAGCUAAAUCUAAGGGGUCAUGGGGGUCAAAGCGAGACCUCACUGCCAAGGACUUCCUGACCCUGUCCAUCAUGUCUGCCGUCACCGGACGGAAGCGCAGAAAGCGCCACAAGGGCCUCUUGGGCAGCAGCACGGAUGACGACUCGGAACACGAGCCAAUCAAAACCAGCCACCUGGGGAUGGAGGAGGGAGAGGAUGCAGGGGCGGGAGUGGCCGGGGCAGACACCGCCCCUCGAGCAGAGGCAGAAGAGGAUGAAGAUGAGGAGGAGGAAGAAGAAGAGUCUCUAGUAGAGAGAGCAAGAGAGCAAGGGGAGGUUGUGGAGGAAGCAGUGGUUCCCAGCAUGCCGAGUGGUGUUGAAGAAGUGGCAGGGCAGACGGUGAUGUUGCUCCCUGAGGAGGGGGUGAGGGUGGAGUUGAAGGGCAAGAUGUGGCGGGGGCCAGAGGAUGCCCGCUCCAUCGUCUCCGGUUACUCCACCCUCUCCACCCUGGGGCGGAGCCUGGCAUCGGAGGGCCGCGGCGAUGAAGCUGACGACGAACGCAGUGAGCUGGUGAGCGAGACUGACAAUGAGAGUGGAUUCGCCUCGCGCUCCCUCACCCAGGAGAGACCUGAGAAACAUCCGCCAGAAACAGCCAUCAUAACACCACCUACCACAACCCAGCCCCCAACACAGCCCCCGACGUCAGCUCCACGAAGUUUCCUCUACACACACUGCAAAACCCAAGCUGUCUCCUCGACGCCACAGCGCAACACCCGCACACCCUCCCCCUCCAUACACACUCAAGACCCUGGGGAGAGGAGUGAGGGAGGGGCGCGCUCCACCACCCCUUCGUCCUCCUCCUUCUCUUCCUCCUCCACCUCCCACAGACUGCACCCCCGGCCCUCCUUCAACCCACACAAGCUGAUCCAGUGCGACACAUUGGCCAGGAAGAAGCUGAGGGACAGCGGGAAGCCCAAGCCUCGUUCCUUGGACUUGGUGGAUCUCCCCGGGCCGCCGGAAGAUGGAGCUCGGGCCGGGGCGCCGGCGGUACGGAGGGACCGAUCCAAGACAAACCCGUCUUCGGGCAGCAGCCAGGAGAGCCUGCACCCGGCCCGGCCCAAAGCCGCCUCGCCGCAUGGCGAGGCUGCCUCCUUCACCCCGAGUGGUUCGGGGCAGGCUCCGGGGCACGGGUCCCUGGCCGACCAGGUGCGGGCGCGCCUGCUUGGCUCGGCCGAUGACCUGCGGAGCGUGGGGCUGAGGCAGCCUCUCUCUCCCGAGACGCGGAGGAAGCGGCGGGCCUGGAGGAGGCACACGGUGGUGGUCUCCCCCACUGAGACGGACAAGAAGCCCUCGCUGGCCAUCAAAGAGUUCCCCAUGUCACCCCCCGCCGCUCCCGGCCAGGGAAAACCCCAGGAUUCGACACUGGAAGCCCGGGGGCUCGACUCGGGACAGCCGGUCCUACAGGGGCCCCCCGCCGCGCGCAGAGCCCCAGCCUCACGCUUCCACCAGUAUCUGUAACCGGGGACAGAGGCUUAGACACUGGUACGUAGAGCUGGAAUGACCAAACCCACAACUCAUCGCCAGGCAUUCAGCUGUGGCAUUGUGAGGAGUAACAGAGAGGAGUCCCACAGAGCCUGUACUGGGGAAACGGGAAAUUAAAUCUUUGCUAAUUUGAGUGAUCGGCAUUGGGGCAGUUUAUUGUCCCACAGUAAUUAACGUCAUUGAAUCAAUUCUGGCAGUUAAUUGUGAUAUAGAUCUGUGUCCCCGUCGCCCCGCUCUGCCUGUACAUUACCAUACCCAACACCCCCCCUCCCCCCGCCGCUGAGUCGGGGCUGCUGCCGUCUCUCCCUGGGUCAGAUAGCGCUGUCUCCAGGCCAGUGGGUAGUGAUCGGCAGAACCAAGUAUAGACAUAAGGGCUCGUGGGUGACAGGUCUGAGACCAGUUUCUGACCUCCAGUCUCCUCACGCUACAUUUUCUUUUUUGUGUGGAAUUGGCUCCGUUUGCAUGGCAAGGGGCAUUCCUGCAUUUGCCAAAGCUUAUUUUUUUUCUCAUCUUUGUGGGUUUAAAAUAAAAAAUAAUUCAAAACUGUAAUGAGACCGUAGACAGACAGACAAGCAGAUGGAUAGACAAAGCGAAAGACUGAUAGAGAGACAGACAGAACGACAGAGACAGAACGAGAGAGUGACAAAGACAGACAUGGAUAUAGACAGACCUAAUCACGGUCAAUGUCACAGUGAAUAAUUCUGCCUCUUGUCGGCAGCAGACAGACGGUGAUACUUGGAUAUUUCCUGUCUUCUCUGUUGCUUCCUGUCUGUCUCGCACACAGGAAGAGCAAGUGGGACGAAGAGAAUGCCAAACCAGGCCUGCCCAACGCUUCUCACAGUGACACUUUAAACAGGGCUGUGGGCUCUCUCUUUUACACACCCCACACAGACACACAGUCAAACACACACACACACACUUUUUGAGAGCAGCAUGUACAGUAUAACAGUUGUCCAGGCAGUACAGGAGGGAGAUUUGUAUGAGGUAAGCCUCUCUUUUCACCCCUCUCACUUCCAUAUCAGUCUUCCUUAAUAAUCUGUUACAACUGACGAAAACAACAACUGGUCCUAACAGUCAGCUAACUGCCAACACACCCAAAUAACAAAUAUUCAGAGAUAUAACAGGACACAUGAAUACACACACACAUACAAAUACACAUAGAGAAAUACAAACACACACAUAUUCCAAUAUAUAUAGACACACACACACCCACACACACUGAGGAAUAUAAACACACACACACACUCAGAUAGUAACACAACAGUAAUGCUCAGCUACUAAGCUGUCAGUCUCGGUUAAUAUUUGAAUCUGUCCGUGUGUGACUGUUUGCCUGCCAGUAUGUGAGUAUGUUUGAGUGUGCAGGUGCUUGUGUAUUGAACUUUUUUGUAACAUUUGUACAAAGCCUUGUUAAGUUAACCUUGUAAAUAUAUAUAUAUAUUAUCGUUAUUGUUUUUUAUGUUUUUUAUGUUUAAAUUUUUUUAUGGUUUACAUAAAGUGCACACAGGUGCACCGACAUUUUCUUCAAGAUGUUACUUGAAAUGUUUCCCUUAAUAUAUUAUUAUUAUUUGUUUUAUACACAGUAUAUAUUAUAUAUAUUUUUUGUAUGAAAAUAAUAAGUACUUCUAUUGUGAUUUUGAUUUCUUUGGUGUAUCUGUUUUAAAGCAAAGAGACAACCUAAAACCUGACCAAGAGCCUGUUCCUUGUCUCCUCCUAAGAUGGCCUUUCUCUACGACUUACAGAGUACUAUGCAGAAAUAUGUUAUCAAACGAACUCACCCAACUUGAACCUACUCAAAACAUAGUGAAAAUACUUGGCUUCAUCUGACAAAACCCUUUUUUGCAGUUUGUUUGCAUCUCAGUUCUACUGACAAAGAACGCUCAGACGAUUUGCAAUAAACUCCAUCAUAACUGUUUUUUCAA
Molecule: messenger RNA, 8605 nt
Organism: Esox lucius (northern pike)
Lineage: Eukaryota; Metazoa; Chordata; Actinopteri; Esociformes; Esocidae
Gene: arhgap23a
Product: Rho GTPase activating protein 23a
Exons: 24
Coding region: 1152-6662 (1836 amino acids)
Biological process (GO): signal transduction
Molecular function (GO): protein binding
Source: RefSeq, a predicted model, not a curated record